This is a messenger RNA of Rattus rattus (black rat), 1799 nucleotides long. RefSeq names its product ankyrin repeat and LEM domain containing 1 (gene Ankle1). Lineage: Eukaryota; Metazoa; Chordata; Mammalia; Rodentia; Muridae. The record is from RefSeq and is a predicted model, not a curated record. The transcript is spliced from 9 exons. Gene Ontology annotation, molecular function: endonuclease activity; protein binding. The coding region runs from base 22 to 1560 and encodes 512 amino acids.
GGGCGGUGACUCCUGCGGGACAUGGCCGAUGCUUCCUCCCUGUCCCUGCAACUGCUAGCAGCACUACGCGAGGAGGAGGCGCGGGCUGUGGAGAAGUUGCUGCGCCUCGGGGCAGACCCCAACUUGGUGCUGGACGAUGGCGCGGCGGCGGUGCACCUGGCGGCCAGAGCGAGCCACCCGCGCGCCCUGCAUUGCCUUAGAAUGCUUCUGCGCUGGGGCGCGGACCCCAAUGCUCGGUCUGCGGAGGCGCUGACGCCCGUGCAUGUGGCUGCCGCGUGGGGCUGUUGCAGUGCCUUGGAGUUGCUGCUGAGCAGAGGGGGUGACCCCACACUGCGGGACCAGGACGGGCUCAGGCCCUUGGACUGGGCACUACAGCAGCAACAUCACAAUUGCGCACGUGUGCUGCGGGAGCUGGACACGCCCACCCGAAAGCCGAAUGAGACCCCAGAGCCCACAGCAGGGUCUCCUGGAGCCUCGCAGGACUCGAAGUUGCACAUGCAUAGAGCUGAGCUGGAAGUGGAGCCCGUGGAGGUGGCUGUGCAGCCCCAGAGCCCUGAGGCCACUGAGAGCUCGGACUACAGCAGCGAUGCCUCAUUUGUCACCGCAGUGGAGGACUCUCUGCAGCCCAGGCGCCCUGGGGGGAUAUGCGAGCUCAUGGCCAGCCUGUGGGUAACCCGUGGGGCCGCGUCAGCUGGGGAGGGGGCACCCAACUGCCAGUCACAGGCCCUGACAUUGACCGAAAAGUCCACGGACAAACCCUUACUGCUUGGUGAUGGGGAUCUGGGAGCCUUGCACCCCCAUGGCUCCGUUCCCCCAAUGUCCGACCUGCAGCUCCUUCAGGCCCUCCGGGCUCUGGGCUAUAGCCCUGGACCUGUCACACCUUUCACCCGAGGACACUACCUGCGGCGGCUGCAGGAAGCCCAGGCUAGCCCUGGGCAUAGCCCAGAACUGGCAGAGGCGCUAAGGACGGGUACCGUCCCUGACUGCCAGGUGGAUGAGGCAGCCCUGGCUCAGCACUUUCAGCGGCCGGAUCCGUCGAGGAAGUGGCGGGAAGGCAUUACAAAGUCUAGUUUUACAUAUCUACUUCUCGACCCCAGGCUGACGAAGGACCUGCCUGCCCGAGCCUCUUCCCUCACGCUGGCCCAGUGUCUGCAAUGUUUUGUGCGAGCCAUCUUCUAUGUGGGCAAGGGGACCCGUGCCCGGCCAGAUGCCCACCUCUGGGAAGCCCGUGGCUACCAUGACCAGCCAAGGAAACAGGUCUGUCCCAAGAUCCGCCGGAUCUUAGACAUCUGGGAUAGUGGCCGGGGCAUCAUCUCUCUACACUGCUUCCAGCAUGUGGUGGCCGUGGAGGCGUACACGCGGGAGGCUUGCCUGUUGGAUGCCCUAGGUCUCCAGACACUGACCAAUCAGAAACAGGGGCACUACUACGGAGUAGUUGCCCAUUGGCCACUUCCUCGGCGUCGGCGAUUGGGCGUAUACCUGCUACAGCGUGCUCUGCUGGUCUUCCUGGCUGAGGGGGAGAGAGAGCUGAGGCCACAGGACAUUCAGGCUCGAGGCUGAGUGCUGAGGAUGUGACUGUGAAUCCUGAGCCAUCAAGGUGUCUUGAGUGUCCCAGUGGCGGAUCCCUGACUGCCGUGCCCAGUUUUAGCUUCAGAGGACUGUGUUUUCGUGUGUGUGUGUGUGUGUGUGUGUGUGUGUGUGUGUGUGUGUGUGUGUGUGUGGUGAAUAUGUGACAGUGUGUCUUAUUUGGGAUCCAUGGUGACAGUGGGUCUCACUGGGGAUCCAUGAUGCUUCUGGAA